This is a messenger RNA of Prorocentrum cordatum, 2151 nucleotides long. Lineage: Eukaryota; Dinophyceae; Prorocentrales; Prorocentraceae. The record is from the annotation of a GenBank genome assembly.
CCUCCUUCGAGAAAGAGAAGGCGGACGCGCUGCAGAGAUCUGCCGGGGCCUUGAGCGACAGAACGGAAGAGCAGCCCUGGGGGGUUUUGCAGGACAUCCACGAGCACGCCCAACCACAUGAACCUGUACUCCCUCCGCGAUCACGCGUGCACGAGCGACCGCGUUCAAACGGAGCCGGGUGGAAGCUGACCGCGUGCGUCCACAUACACAAAGACUGACUACUGUGGCAGAUUCUGUGGAAAACACCAGUCAGCAUCCUGGUGAAUCGGCAGGACUGCAGCUUCAGAGAAGACCUUAGAGGGCAUCCAUUUGUAUGUUGUAAGGAGGAAUUGAAGGGCAUGGGACGAGGAGCAGCAGCUAAGCAGUCCUAAGAUUCUGCGCGUGACUGUACAUUCAAGCAAACAUUGCGAAAACACCUACGUGAAUGGCUGGCAGCAUGCAUCGGCACGAUCAGCCACAGAAGACGGUCUCGCCCCUGUCGCGGGGAGCCUUCUCGAGGAAAGCACUUGUUUCAGUUGCAUCGCAGUGUGUAAGCUGAUCUGAAUUGACACGCAUCUCAAAGCCUACACGACAGCAAGAAUAGGCAAUUCAAAGAGUCGACUGGUAAGGCUUGCGGCGAUCGUGCUGCGCGUCUUGCACAGAGCAAGAGAAUGAAAAGAGCAGCACCAAAUCUGCGUGUUUAAAUGUAAAUGUGGAAAGAACAUGAAAGAGAAGGAGAGAGAGGGAGAGAAAGAGACAGACAGACAGACAGACAAAUAUAGACAGACCGACACAAAAGGGAAGAGAGAGAGAGAGAGAUGCUGGUCACUCUUGGCCAACCCCGAUCGGGAGCUAAUAUGCAUCCUGCUCUCCUGAAAACGCAUGCACGAAAAACUGCGCCAUCGCGGAGAGGAUAGCCAACUGCCCAGUGGGACAAAAUUUGAACGCUCAAACAUCAAAAAGCGCGGCCUAUUUCGACCGAAAUGCCACUGGCGGCGCUGGAGCUAAAACACCAUGAAUUAACGUCAGAUUGUGAUUCACAAAUCCGUGGGGGGCGCGCGCUUUAAAAAAAUCGUCCCCUUGCUCGGCAAUUUGCUAAUCACAAUAAGCUGACAUUACCUUGGUCAGCGGCUCUUUCAGCCGAACUUGCUGCCAGGGCACCGACACCAACGACAGCUUGCUUGGCCAGCGAUUCUACAGCAGCGGCCCUUCUCAGCCGAGAGCGAGGAAAUCGAGGGCAAGAAGCAUAAUCCUCCUGGCCCGAAGCAGGCCGGCAGUCAAUAAACCACACGCCGAUACCAGAAACGGAGAUCAAUUCGGGCGGCCCUACCAGGCCCCCACAGCAAAGCAUAUGGGCUCAUCUGUCGAUCCGCCGACCGCCCCAGCGGCCACGCGUCUGAGCCUGUCUGAGGCUAGGUCCACGUGGAAAGCUCCGCCCUGCACAGGGCUGUCGACCAAAGAUACAUUGAAACAUGACCCAACACGAAUUCGAUGUUGCCGCGCACACGCACUCACGGCCAGACCUUGCACUACCACUCGGGAUCGGGGGCUGCGACUCCUCGCUGCUGGGGCCCACCUCCGUCACUCCAGCGCGCCCAGGCCCACACUCAGCACUGCUCUCGCCGCCGCCAAUGCCCCAAGAAUUCUGGGUCUCAGGAUUGGCAGUGUGCAUCUGGGCUACACUGGGUUCCGCGCAUGCCGGGACUCUCACCAGUGGCUACUGGAGGAGCAGGAGCAUCACGACGAUGAUGAGGAGGGCGAGGAGGCCCUCCACGGCCCAGACCCGGCGUUGACGAGGAAGCCCCGGCCGCGCAGCUCCAGAAGCAGCUCGUCCACCAGAGCCUUCUCGCGCGAGGCCUGAUCCCCCACCUUUCUCUGCAGCACCACCAGCAGCGACCUCAUGGACAGGGCAUUGAAAGCCCUCUCCAGAGUCCGCAGCUCCCGAGGCUUGACCCGACUACCCGCGACGACAGCGGCCCCGUCGGGCCCAGAGCGCUGCUGGCUGGAGUACUCCUGGAGCGCGUCCGUGGACAGGUUCAGCGUGACAAGCUUCCUCUCGAGGAUGGGAAGCGCGCUGCCGAUGCACUCGGCCGCCGUCGCCGCUUCCAGCGUCUUCCUGUGCGGCCUCCCAAGGUGCACGGGCCGGAUCGGGUGCUGGUAGUGGCAGAACCU